UACCGGGUACUCUCGCGCCGGCGUAGUCCGGCCGUUGCGAUGGCCUCUCGUGAGAGCUGUGCGGUUUUGAGGUUGGCUGUCUCAGGAAAGCUUUGGCUUGGAAGUGAGAGUUAAGGUCUCCGAGUAGGAGGACACAAGUUUGUCCCCUAAGACAGCACUUUUGUGGAGUCGUGGGGCGGGACAGUCUCUAGUCUAAGGAGAUAUUUAUUAGGGCGUCCUUGCAGGAAAAAAAAAAAAGCGUCUCUAUUUCCCAGGGCUUUGGGAGCUAAUCACAAACUAAAAAGUGAAGUACCCACACCAGCAGAGUGAGGCAGUAUUUCCGUCCCCUGUAUGAUGCUAAGUGUGCAAUCGUGUUGAUUAUGAAGGUAACAUGAGGGAAACUAAGCCUUUGGGUUCUUUUGUGUUUUGUGGGGCUCCCAAGAACCUUUUGGUGUUCCGUUUGAUAGAUAUAAAUGCAAACAAAUGCUUUCAUGAUGGCAGGCAUUCAUUUACAACAGAAUUGCCUGAAACGCAAGUGGUCUAAUUAUAUUGAGGGGUGUCCGCCAGAAAAGACUGCUUGCACAUGGGCUUAAGCAGAUAGAAAGACUUUAUUAGCUGGCCAGCGACUGCACUGGGUGUGUGGUAUGUCAGUGGAGGCCCAGGCCUUUCUCAGCGUGAGCUUUUAAGCAAAACACUAUGACCUAAGUUGACACACUUCAGUUAACAAGAACAGUUAGCCCGAAGCGGAGCUACAGAGGCAAACAAACCAAGCCGGUAACUCCAAAACAAGUCCAGGAAAUGAAGCAAAGGGGCAUCUUGUGAGGACUUUCGGAAGCGGUGUGCGGUAGGUACCGCGCUGGACCUCUGGGUGCCGCUGUCGUGCAGUCAGUGGCCAUUCUGACCCAGUGAUCCCCCGGGCUUUCGCAAACCCGUCCUAGAAAUGCACGGUCUCCCUGCGCUCUGCUUCAACCUCCUGGUUUUCGUCGCCCUUUCUCCUGCUCUCCGCUUGCAGCAUUCUGGUCAUCAUCUCCAGGGUGUUUAAUGACGGUACGGUGCUGCCUUUUCCUUCCUGGCGAGCUGGGAGCAACUACAGUGAAUCCACAUCUCAGCAGCUGCGUGGAUAGAAAGUCGCCCACGGGGCACGCGCGCAGGGAGCAAGAAGCGCCGCCUCCAUCCUGCAGUCUUUGUUCUGAUCCGAGAGCCAAGUCCCAGCUGCACGGCGUGACUCGAAAAGAAGGCUGAGCGUGGGGAAUCUGAGGGUGAGUGCUGAAAGCUACUCCAUCUUGAGAACGACCGGAUCGAUGCAGCAGAUCCACCAGAGAAAUUACGAAAGCCACUCUAAUUCGAAAAUGACAUCUACCGGAAAUCAUAUAGACAGAACCAUCUUGGACUUAAAUGACAGCAGCGGCAUGUGGCAUAGGCCUUUAUGGGAAUUCUGGAGAGCAUCUUAAUAGCAGCGUUUAAAGACUCAGACGCUGAGAAUACCUCUACAAAUGUAUCAGUAACUGUCAGCGACCAUCCUGCCUGAUCCCAGAAAUGAACUACUACUACUACAGAAACCCCGGGCCAGAGGAACAGGACUGCCACUCCUCAGUGACGUUCACGGGGCAGGACAGCUCUAGACAAAGCCGAGAGCCAUUGUCAGACCUUGGAUGCUGACCCACAGCUUUGCCGGGCCGAAGAACCCAUCCUCGCCUGUAUGGCAUUCGAGGUGAUCCUCAUUGACAUCCUUAAGGUAGAGUUCUGUUAUUUCCACACAGUGUCACAGCUCAUACAGAAUAGAUCUACUGCCUCCAGACUGCAGCAAUGCUUGAUUUAGAUUGGAUGGAAGAUUGGAGGUACUCUAAAGACCCGUUUUCAAAGUCCCAGCUGAAAGGGAACAGAGAACUACAGUGGAGCACAGGCCACUGCAAACCAGGCAUCCGCAGGUAAGAACUGCUAUUAGCAAUCAAACAGCGGAACCCAGAGCUUUGCUUAAAUGGAGAGGUGAGAAUUAUUGCAGAAGGAAUGAUCCCACUAACAGUUCACCUACUGACAGUUGGGACCCUAAUGGGAGCAGACCCUAAGGUACACUCUUGCCUUCAGUGCCUUCACAGGGAUGACCCGUCCCUUUUCUCCAUCACAAGCGUUACUUGAGCAUUUCCAGGACAAAAGGGCUCUGCUUGCAGGGAGUGACGAUGCAGGCCUGUCACCUCAGCAUCCAGGAGGCUGAGCAAGAAGACCAAGCAUUUAAGGCCAGCCUGGGCUACAAAGUGAAAUGCUGUCAAAACCAAAAAGCAGUCAGAGUGGUUCUUCUCAGAGGAGUCAUUGUUUCCUUUUCUCCCUUUUCUCUGUGUGGUGCUGAGGUUUGGACUUGGGGCUUUUUCUGUGUGGGGCAAGUGUUUCAUACUGAAUCACAUCCUGGCCCCUUAUUUUUCUUGAGACAGGGUCUUGCUGUGUAGCACAGCCUGGCUCAAAUUUAUAAUCCUUCUUCUGUCUCUGCCUCCUGAGUGCUGGAUUACAGAUGUGGACCAUUGUGCCUUGUGCCAAGGGACUGGGAACACUCACCCAAGCCCCCAAUGAAUACUUUAACACUUCUGAGCAAAGCUUAGGAAUCUUUCAUAAUUCCUGUUUCUUCCUGACCUUGCACCAAGAAGUACUAUUGCACUGUGUCAGCGAGUGUAGGUUUCCGGAGUAUCCUGGGAGACUGCCUUUAAAUUGAUUCAGCAUGAUAACCAGGGUUUGACGGGCUCAGUGCCAUCCUAGCACACAAGGAGUGUGCUUUGUCAAGCGCUUCACCUACGUAAGGCACUGUAAUGCGCACUAUGGAGCCUGCCUACUUGCUGACAAAAGCAGACGCCAACUUCAAGCACAAGAGUUAAGUGUCCUGUCAUAUAUUUCAAACCAACUGACGUGGUUCUUCAACCUGGGGUCUCACACAGCCAAGUGUGUGCCGCACUGUUCACGGUCUCAGAGACAGACCCUGCGAGGCCUGUGUGGUAGGCAGUCACUACACUGUACCUGGUCCCUGCCAUGAGGUGGGGAGUUGCCGCCAAACCCCACUGACCCCAGCAUGGCACCUCCAGGCAGAUGGAGGUUCAGUUUUGGAAGUCUUGCCUUAGUGUCUGUCCUCCUUGAAGGGGUUCUAACCAUCACUAGGGGCCUGUGAUGUUGUUCUAUCCCCAACACUAGGGACUGUUCUGACCUUGGAAUGAACUUCUUAGUGUAAAUAUUUCAGAGAUCAGCAAAGCAUCAUGAGGUGUCAUGCCACUGUGGUAUGUGGGUCAGGACUCAGAAUGUGAUACAAUGUCAGGAAAUGUGUGUAUAUAUGUACAUGUAUAAUUUAUAGCAUAUAUACUGUUUUUUUCAUGUGGUUUUAAAUGAUUUACUAUGGACUUUCAUAACGAACAAAAGCAGUGACUUCACAGGAACACUCUUACCAUUAGGCUGCCCCGUUGGCUUUGGAAGGAGUGACUCCCAUUCUCCUCUCAACCACUACCAUGGGCAAACUAAUGAUUCCAAGCAGCUGGUGGCACCAGAGUUUUAAACAUCCCUCUCAGAUCUUCACACCUCUCUUCUAAUUGUUUUGGAAUCUAUUCAAUUGUUUUCUCCUUGUGCUUUCACUCUCACUCUUCUGUUUCAUUGCCGUUGUUGUGUUUAAAUCAAUGUGCUAUCAACCGCCUUUCUCCCAUUUCAUGGUUUUUGAACAAAAUCCUAAGCAACUUUCCAUGCCUGCCAGCAUUUCACUUAGCUGACGAACAUAUCUUUCACUGAAUGUAAUCCCGUAGUAGUUCAGAAUGUGUGACGGUCAGCAAAAGUUUGCCCUUACUGCAACUGAUCUGAAAGCUGAGACGAUGCUCAGGAUAAAGGAGACGAGUUCACACAAUGACCUAUCACCACAGCACUGUUAGCAGAAGGAACGGUGUUAGCUGAAAGUUCUCUUCUGUAAUGAACCAAGACUUCAGAACUGGCAUGAAGUUGGGAAGUUACACCUCUGGCUUCUCAGAUUGUUCCUGCUUUUCUUCAAGCUGAGAUCCAAGUCAUUUAUUUCGGUUGUCAGUUUGUUGACCACAUCUUCAACCUCACUCACCAUUCUAAAUAUUCUAUUCCAAGCUCUAAAGGACUCUGAACCUUCCAAGAACUCCCCUCCACCGGGAUCCAGUAGCAGAGUGGGAUGCCUUUCUGUUCUGUAGAAGGCACUUCUCGGGAGCUGGUCUCCAUUUCUGCAAACCCAGUGGCUAACAUAUCUUCCUUGCCUACUUUGACCUUCAUAAUGAAAGGACCUGGUGUUGAGCUCCAUGGCUGCUACAGCGUGUCUGCCAGCCAGCCUGAAAUGAGCCGAGGUGGGCAACUGCCACAGCAUCUCCAAACAAUGAAUAGAAGUGACACCCUCAUCAUUCUAUUUGAUAGAUGCAGCUAUUUAAGAAAGCCACCUUCUCUUAGAGAAUAUAAUGCAUGAGUGUCGAACAGCAGUUAUUCCUACAGCCUCCCUAAAAAUAAAAAUGUGCCUUUUUCAUCUAUGAAGAAUAAUAUCACAACUUCUCUCUCUUUUGAGUUUAAAGUCUAAAUUAUAGAUUCAUGUGAUAUUUGUAAUAAGAUUCCAAGACCCCAGUUUUAAUCUUUCCAAAAUAUAUUGGGGGAAUUUUAGAUCUUAACAAGCUCCUUCAGGAAAGAGGGGAAUAAGGAUAUGGUUGAAAAUGGUCUUCAAAAUCCCAGGUUUCUAGCCGGGCGAUGGUGGCGCAUGCCUUUAAUCCCAGCACUCAGGAGGCAGAGGCAGGUGGAUCUCUGUGAGUUCCAGACCAGCCUCGUCUACACGUUCCAGACAGCCUCCAAAGCUACACAAAGAAACCCUGUCGAUAAACAAAACAAAAAAAUCCCAGGAUUCUGAAAAUAUUCAAAGGAAACUGGAGUGGUCCAGAUUUUGAAACUCUACCUUGAAGUCUGAAAGUUGAUUUCUCCCCUUCCAAUAUUUUUUCAUCCCCCAAACUUCUCUUUGUGGCCCAGGAAAUUAUCAGAUGGUCAAGCUAUACAACAGAAUAAAUGGAAGGCUGAUUUUUCUCCUCUUUAUGGUUAGAGAGCUCUUUGAUUCUUCAAUAGCACACAGUGAAAACAUAAUUUGGACUACUGAGUUCUCCAGGACAUGCAAUUUAACAAAUUAUCUACAAGGAAGUGAACGUUAUUUCUUCUUUACAUAUAAUACAUAUGUGUGUGCACGUAUGCAAGUGCAUACAUACAUAUCAUUGUAAAAAAAAAAAAGUUAACUAUUUCCCUGACAGUAAACCAGGACUUUAAAAAGAUGCAUUUCCUAGGAGUGCAGUAACUUGAUAGGACUCUGGGCGCCGCUGUUCACCAACCUGGGGGAUGCAUGCUCUAACUACCCGCCCAAUUAGAGGGAAAAAAAAAAGUGUGACUCUUACACUCUCCACCAUACCAGACUGAAAAUGUCUGCCUGCGACUGCUCAGCAUAUUUCUGGAAAUCUCUCUGCUGUAAUUAUUUUAAAUAGUAAGGUAAAGAAGACCCUGGAAAAGCAGAAAAACAAUACCCUUGCUAACAGAUUGAGAGUAAAGUAGGAAGCCAGAGAGCAAUGGCGAUUCCAGAGAAGCGAACCGGCUGGAGCCGGCUGACACUGCUGUGCCUUUCUCUGGAACUACUAUUGGAAGCGGACGCUGGAAACAUCCGCUACUCUGUGCCAGAAGAAACCGACAAAGGCUCCUUCGUGGGCAGCAUCGCCAAGGACCUGGGGCUGGAGCCCAGCGAGCUCACACAGCACGGGAUCCGCAUCGUCUCCAGAGGUAGGUCGCAGCUUUUCUCUUUGAACCCGCGAAGCGGCAGCUUGGUCACCGCAGGCAGGAUAGACCGGGAGGAGCUGUGCACCCAGAACGUGCCCUGCCUGGUGAACUUUAACAUCCUGGUGGAGGAUGAAAUGAGGCUUUUUCCUAUCGAAGUAGAGAUAAUUGAUAUUAACGACAACACCCCCCAAUUCCAGUUAGAAGAGCUGGAAUUAAAAAUGAGUGAAAUAACAACUCCAGGUACCAGGAUCCCUCUGCCUCUUGGGCAAGACCUUGAUGUGGGUAUAAACUCACUUCAGAGCUACCAGCUAAGCGCCAACCCUCACUUCUUCCUGGAAGUGCAGCAGGGACUUGAAGGUCCACAACAGCCAGAGAUGGUACUGCAGAGCCCUCUAGACAGAGAAAAGGAUGCUAUCCACUUCCUUGUCCUCACUGCCUCUGAUGGGGGUAACCCAGUACACUCGGGAACUCUGCAAAUUCGUGUUCAGGUGGUAGAUGUGAACGACAACCCACCUUCAUUUACUCAGGCAGAGUACCACGUGAGUGUCCCUGAGAACGUACCAUUAGGCACUCGGCUACUCAAGGUGAAUGCUUCUGACCCGGAUGAGGGAGCUAAUGGCAAAGUAACAUACUCUUUUCACAACGUAGACCACAGCGUGGUCCGGAAAUUCCAGUUGGAUUCUUACACAGGAGAAAUAACAAAUAAAGAGCCACUAGAUUUUGAAGAAUACGAAGUUUAUCCGAUGGAAAUUCAAGCACAGGAUGGUGCUGGGCUCAUGGCUAGAGCUAAGGUCCUGGUCACUGUUUUGGAUGUUAAUGAUAACGCCCCAGAAGUUGGUAUCACCUCUGUCACUACCCAAGUGCCAGAAAACUUUCCUCCUGGGACCAUAAUUGCUCUUAUCAGUGUGCACGAUCAAGAUGCUGGUAACAAUGGUCACACCACAUGUUCCAUUCCUGGAAACCUACCCUUUAAACUGGAAAAGUUAGUUGACAAUUAUUACCGCUUGGUAACAGAAAGAACACUGGACAGAGAGCAUAGCUCUGGGCACAACAUCACAAUAACAGCAACAGAUCAGGGAUCUCCGCCUCUAUCUACCCAAGCUCACAUCUCACUGCUAGUGGCAGAUAUCAAUGACAACCCUCCAGUCUUUGAACAGGACUCCUACUCUGUCUACAUUCCCGAAAAUAAUCCCAGAGGGGCUUCCAUCUUCUCGGUAAAGGCCCAUGAUGCUGACCACAAUGAGAAUGCACUAGUGACUUACUCCCUGGUGGAAGACACUAUUCAGGGAGUGCCUCUGUCAUCUUACUUCUCCAUCAACUCCGACACUGGAGUUGUCUAUUCAUUGCAACCCUUUGAUUAUGAACAGUUUCGAGAUUUGCAGCUAAAAGUGAUGGCUCGUGACAGUGGGAACCCACAACUCAGCAGCAAUGUCUCCUUGAAUCUGUUCGUGAUCGAUCAGAAUGACAAUGCCCCAGAAAUCCUGUACCCUGUCCUCCCCAAAGAUGGUUCCACUGGUGUGGAACUAGCACCACGGUCUGCUGAACCUGGUUACCUGGUGACCAAGGUGGUGGCAGUGGACAGAGACUCGGGACAGAAUGCCUGGCUGUCCUACCGUCUGCUCAAGGCCAGCGAGCCCGGGCUCUUCUCAGUCGGGCUUCACACGGGCGAGGUGCGCACGGCGCGGGCCCUGCUGGACAGAGACGCCCUGAAGCAGAGCCUGGUGGUGUCUGUGCAGGACCACGGCCAGCCUCCGCUCUCUGCCACAGUCGCAUUUACUGUAGCGGUGGCUGACAACAUCCCUGAGGUCCUAGCUGACCUGGGCAUCACUGGGACCACUGCCGAUCCCCAAGAUUCAGACCUCACACUCUACCUGGUGGUGGCAGUGGCUGUAGUCUCCUGCAUCUUCCUAGCCUUUGUCAUCGUACUCUUGAUGCUCAAGCUGAGACACUGGUACUCCUCACGCUUGCUCCAGACUACGACAAACGGAUUGACCGACAUUCCUGCCUCCAACUUUGUAGGUGUUGAUGGGGUACAUGCAUUUCUACAGACCUAUUCCCAUGAGAUCUCACUCACUGCUGACUCUCACAAGAGCCACCUGAUCUUCCCACAGCCCAACUACGCAGACACACUCAUCAGCCAGGAGAGCUGUGAGAAAAGGGAAUUUCUAUCAGCACCCGAAUCUCUGCUUGAAGAUAAAGAGGAAGCAUUUUCUCAGGUAAACUUGUAAUGACCUUAUAAGCUAUAUUGAUGAAAAUAAUUCAUGUCUAUACAUACUUGCUUUCUCUAUUUUCUGUAAACAGUAUAUUCCAUUAUACACCAGUAGUGGUUAGGUGUGUUUAUUUUUGUUUCAUGCUGCUGGAGAUUAAACCUAAAGGCUUAUGCAUACUAGGUGAGUGUUACCAUUUUGAGACAAAGUCUUGAUAAGAUAACUGGGCUGGUCUUGAACUCACUUUGUAGUCCAGCAUGGUUUUAAAUUUAUAAUCCUCCUGCCUCAGACUACUGGAGUGCUGUGAUCUCAGGCAUGUAGCCACAACACAGAUGACCGACCAUUUUAGAUUUGUAUAGGCAUUCCAUGUGUAACAUAAAUAAUAAAUUACUCAGAGAUAUCCUGGGGUUCAAGCUUCAAGCUGAAGAUCAGAAAAGCAAAGCAGCCAGUAGAUCUUACCUCUACCAAAUUGAAAUGGCAAUCCUGUCUCCA
This is a messenger RNA of Mesocricetus auratus (golden hamster), 8447 nucleotides long. RefSeq names its product protocadherin gamma-C4. NCBI's taxonomy places the organism in Eukaryota, Metazoa, Chordata, Mammalia, Rodentia, Cricetidae. Bases 5544 to 7976 code for a protein of 810 amino acids. The transcript has 2 exons. Gene Ontology annotation, molecular function: calcium ion binding. The record is from RefSeq and is a predicted model, not a curated record. Gene Ontology annotation, biological process: homophilic cell-cell adhesion. Gene Ontology annotation, cellular component: plasma membrane.